AUGCUGCUACGAAAGAAUUCUUGGAGAAAGCUGUCUGUGAGAUUGUUGGAGCGUAAGCAGGCAGCUUCAAAGGACCCAUACAAAUUGACAGUGGCACAACAGAUGAGGAAGAAGCACCUGGGGACUAAUUUCAUCAUAUGUUCUGCUCUUGAUAAGCAUAUGGCAGUGUUGAUGCUCUCGGUAUUAUCGUCUCAUGAUGGUGCUGCAGAAAGCAGUCGGAGGAUGACCGUCCUGAGAAACACUUUCGAGAGAGCUCUUUGGACACACCACCUUCCCAUCCGUCACAGCUGCUUGGACACGACACCAGCAACUGAUUGUACUGAUUCAACAAAUACUCCACUGUGCAUUGGGUCUAUCAACAGCAGCUCUGACGUGGAAGGUCACAACGAUGACAAGAAUGCUGACGACGGCGAAGGUGUUGGACUUUCACAUCUCAGCAACGGUCGACAGGGAGACACGAAAAAGAGGGAGGAGACGCGUUCAAAUCUGUUCCACGAGAACGAGACACAAGAAUGGCUUGAAUGUCAAUCUUCAGCUGCAGACAUGAGGGUGGACAGUGUAGCCACAGUGGUGAUUGUCGAAAGCAAGGACUUCGAUAAGAAACUUAAGCUUGGAGAAAUGGAUAUGUAG
Linum tenue is the source of this 630-nucleotide messenger RNA. The record is from the annotation of a GenBank genome assembly. NCBI's taxonomy places the organism in Eukaryota, Viridiplantae, Streptophyta, Magnoliopsida, Malpighiales, Linaceae.